AUGAGACCUGAACAAUCAGGCCCGGCUGAUUUUUGUGGUCAGUCGUGUUUGGUGCUACUGAAAGAGAAGUCAAGAAAAAUCAUGCUGUCAUGCUGCCAUGUGUUUGUGCUGGUGCUGUGUCUGUGCUGUGCGGCUGAGGACUUCGACUGGACAAAGAACGGCCACGACUCCUUCUAUUAUGGCACUUUUCCAACUGGAUUUUCGUGGGGUGCCGGCAGUUCAGCCUACCAAACAGAAGGAGCUUGGGACAAGGAUGGCAAAGGACUGAGUAUUUGGGAUGUGUUCUGUCAUAAGAAGGGGAACGUCUUAUUUAACAAUACAGGAGACUCCUCAUGCGAUGGCUACUACAAAUUUAAAGAUGAUGUGUCCCUGAUAAAAGAACUCAAUCUGAAGCACUAUCUCUUCUCCAUCUCCUGGCCUCGUGUCAUUCCAACUGGGAUCAGGUAUGAGUAUGUGAAUGAGAAAGGACUCAAGUAUUAUGAUACCCUCAUUGACCAACUAGUGGAAAAUAAAAUCACACCUAUUGUGACCCUGUAUCACUGGGACCUUCCACAGGUUUUGCAGGAGAAAUAUGGAGGCUGGCAGAACAUCAGCAUGGUGAACUACUUUAAUGACUUUGCCAGUCUAUGCUUUGAAAGAUUUGGAAACAGAGUGAAACACUGGAUCACUUUUAAUAACCCAUGGUCAGUAGCAGUAGAGGGCUAUGAAACAGGAGAACAUGCUCCAGGCCUGAAGCUUAAAGGCACAGGGGUUUACAAGGCUGCUCACCACAUCAUCAAGGCGCAUGCUAAGGUUUGGCACACAUAUGAUCGUCAGUGGCGAAGCAAACAAAAUGGUUUGUUGGGGAUCUCAUUGUCUGGAAACUGGGGAGAGCCAGUGGACAUUUCUAACCCAAAGGACAUAGAGGCAGCUGAGAGAUAUGUCCACUUCUACAUGGGCUGGUUUGCAACUCCUAUCUUCCAUGGAGACUAUCCCCAGGUCAUGAAGGAGUUCAUAGGUAGGAAGAGUUCUCAGCAGGGGUUGCGGACAUCUCGUCUUCCCACCUUUUCCUCUCAGGAGAAAGGUUACAUUAAAGGCACAUGUGACUUCCUAGGAGUAGGGCACUUCACUACACGCUACAUAACACAGACGUCGUUCCCUCCGGACCAUCGUAGCUCUUACUACAAAGACCGAGACCUGGCUGAGCUGGUGGACCCACGCUGGCCUGAUCCUGGAUCAGAAUGGCUCUACUCCGUGCCUUGGGGCUUCCGGCGUCUGCUAAACUUCAUCAAGACUCAGUAUGGGAAUCCCACAAUCUACAUCACUGAAAAUGGAGUGUCUGAGAAAAUGAUGUGCCCGGAGUUGUGUGAUCACUGGAGGAUCCAGUAUUAUAGGGAUUACAUCAAUGAGAUGCUGAAAGCCAUCAGAGAUGGAGUGAAUGUGAAGGGCUACACUGCAUGGUCUCUGCUGGAUAAGUUUGAAUGGAAUGAAGGCUACUCAGAGAGAUUUGGCCUGUAUUAUGUAGAUUUUAAGAAUAAGAACAAAACCCGUUAUGCCAAGGCCUCUGCUCAAUACUAUAAGAGCAUCAUCAGCGCCAACGGAUUCCCUAAUCUUAGAGAGGUUGAGAACUGGAAGAGGAAUGCUGCAGAGAUGUGUGCAUCUAGCAACCGGCUCCUGGCUGCAGAGGAACAGAGAAGUACAGCUGCCAAUAUUCUAAGACUUAUUCAUGAUCCCUUGACCAGCCACAUGGAGAUGGUAACAGAGAUAGUUGUGCCCACAGUGUGCACCCUCUGCAUUCUCAUCACUGCACUAUUUCUUAUGUUUCUCCUUCGCAAACGCACCUAGCAGAGAAAAUUAGAACUGAGCAUACAUUCAAAUAGCUCAAACAUAUUCUAUAA
Messenger RNA from Tachysurus vachellii, 1877 nucleotides. RefSeq names its product lactase-like b (gene lctlb). The record is from RefSeq and is a predicted model, not a curated record. NCBI's taxonomy places the organism in Eukaryota, Metazoa, Chordata, Actinopteri, Siluriformes, Bagridae. Gene Ontology annotation, molecular function: beta-glucosidase activity. Gene Ontology annotation, biological process: carbohydrate metabolic process. Bases 1 to 1824 code for a protein of 607 amino acids. The transcript has 15 exons.